Messenger RNA from Bombus pascuorum, 1747 nucleotides. RefSeq names its product poly(A) RNA polymerase, mitochondrial (gene MTPAP). Gene Ontology annotation, biological process: mitochondrial mRNA polyadenylation. The transcript has 7 exons. Lineage: Eukaryota; Metazoa; Arthropoda; Insecta; Hymenoptera; Apidae. Gene Ontology annotation, molecular function: poly(A) RNA polymerase activity. Bases 47 to 1717 code for a protein of 556 amino acids. The record is from RefSeq and is a predicted model, not a curated record.
CCACCACGUGUUUAGCGGUAAUUUGGCGCUACUGUAGAGCCCAAAAAUGGCACUAGUUCAUCGUAUUAAUAGUAAUUUUGGUUUUGUAUUAAAUACAUUAUAUUGUAAAUCUAUAAUAAAUAUAAAGAGAUUUGUAACAGAACACAAUGUUGUGGGAUGUUCCGAUAAAACUGGUACAAAUAAACUUAAAGAUUAUAAACCAUUUAACGAAAUACUUCAAUUCAGACAGAAUGAAGCAAAAAAAUCUAUUUUAAUAAGGCUAUAUGAUAUGAGAUGUAUUAGUGAUCUUGAAAGUUUUUGUAAAUCUUAUGCGACUAUUGUAAACAUUUUUCCUUAUCGUACAUCAAAUGAAAACAAUUUUGUAUUAAUGGAAUUGAAUUCAGCUGAAGAUGUGAAAAAAUUUCAAAAUAUAGCUAUCUCUAAAGCAAAUACAGAAUAUGCUCAAGGUGUGACACCAUUAUUUUCAUUUAAAUCACGGAAUAAAUUACAUUUAAAUAAAUCAGAACACGAUAUUAGAACAUAUCCUAACUUUCAAGCUCCAAAGCCAAAUGAUAUCAAAAAAUUACUGGAAGAAGUAGAUUCUGUGUCAGAUCAAAUGAUAUCCCUAUACAAUAUUUCAAAAAUUACAGAUUUAGACAUAAGAUUGAGAUUUUAUACCGCCGAUCAGAUUUCAUAUUAUUUAUCUAGGUUAUUUACCAAUAUAGAUGUGGUACCAUUUGGAUCCUCUGUUAAUGGAUUUGGUCAAGUGGGAUGUGAUCUUGAUUUACUAUGUAAAAUUGUUACGAACACUGAUCAAAACUUUAACUUGAAAAAGCUCGUUUUUAUAUCACAAGAUAUCUCUCUUGCAGAAAGGAAUGAACAAAAAGAAUUCUUAGAUAUAAUAGGUACAACAAUGAAAAUAUUUAUUCCUGGAAUCACUAAUGUAAAAAAGAUUCUUGAAGCACGGGUCCCUAUAAUUAAAUUUUAUAACAUAAAUACAAAUAUGAAAUGUGAUCUUAGUGGCACAAACACGGUUGCAUUACAAAUGUCCGAGUUGUUAUAUGUGUAUGGACAAUUGGAUUGGCGCAUUAGGCCACUUGUUUGCACCAUUCGUAAGUGGGCAAGAGCUAUGGAUUUGACAAAGGAAUAUCCAGGUCAAUGGAUAACAAAUUUUUCCCUUACUUUGUUAAUUAUAUUUUAUUUACAAAGGAAAGAUAUAUUACCAUCUGUGAACACUAUAAACUGCUUUGUAGAACUCAGUAGGAAUAACAAAAAAGUAGUAGACCCUAAUUUUAAUUGGUUUAUAAGUUGGGUAAGAUCCAUAAAGCGUAUCAAUAAUGAAAGUUUGCGCGAUCUUUUAUUUAAUUUUUUUGAAUAUUAUAGUACUUUCGAUUUUAAAACGCAAGCAAUUUGUAUAAGAGAUGGAAGAUACAAACCGAAAAAUGAUUUCUCGCCUCUUUAUAUUCAUAAUCCAUUUAAUACAGCAUUAAAUGUCAGUAAAAACGUUAACAUAAAUGAACUAAUGCGUUUGGUAAAUUCCUUUCAAAAAGCAUUUAAUAUGAUGUUAGAUUCAGAUGAAAGAGACACUCUUUGUAAACUAAUUAAUUUAGGACCAAGAACAAAAACUAAUUAUAGUUUUAACAAUCAAAAAACAGAGAUAGGACUUGAGGAAAAGCUCCUUCCAACCGUAACUAAUAUUAAUGGUUUGGAAGAAAUGCAAAGGAAUAUAAUAAAGUAAUAAUAAAUAUGACAUUUCAUUUUAAAUUAA